UUGGUCUUCGGGUGCCUCUGGGUAGCGAGGGUGUGGGUGUUGGCUUGCCUGCAGGGCUGGGGGCCUCAGUGCGUGUGCGCGCCUGUGCGCGGCCCGGGAGAGCCCGCGGCGCCUCGGCCGGUGGCUGUGCUCGGCGGCCGGCUGUGCGAGCGAGUGCGCGAACAGAGCGAAGCGCACAGCCCGCCCUGGCGGCCAGCAGCCGCGAUUAUCUGAGCCGCUCUGUUGCGGGUGGCUGCUCCUGGAUCUCCCGGCUGCGGCGGCCAAGGCGAGACUGACUGUGGGGCGGCGAAGGAGCCGGGGAGCCAAGACUCAGGCUCGGGCAGCAUGGAACAGCGUGCAAGUCGAGCAGUCCUGAAGUUGAGUUUGAGAGGCGACACGGCGGCGGCGGCCGCGUUGCUCCCGCUCCUCUGCCUCCCGAUGGAUAUGCACUGCAAAGCAGACCCCUUCUCCGCGAUGCACCCAGGGCACGGGGGUGUGAACCAGCUCGGGGGGGUGUUUGUGAACGGCCGGCCCCUACCCGACGUGGUGAGGCAGCGCAUCGUGGAGCUGGCCCACCAGGGUGUGCGGCCCUGUGACAUCUCCCGGCAGCUGCGGGUCAGCCAUGGCUGUGUCAGCAAAAUCCUGGGCAGGUACUACGAGACUGGCAGCAUCAAGCCCGGAGUGAUUGGUGGCUCCAAGCCCAAGGUGGCAACGCCCAAAGUGGUGGACAAGAUUGCCGAAUACAAGCGACAGAACCCGACUAUGUUCGCCUGGGAGAUCCGUGACAGGCUGCUAGCCGAGGGCAUCUGCGACAAUGACACAGUUCCCAGCGUCUCAUCCAUCAACAGGAUCAUCCGGACCAAAGUUCAGCAGCCUUUCCACCCAACGCCGGAUGGGGCAGGGACAGGAGUGACUGCCCCUGGCCACACCAUCGUUCCCAGCACGGCCUCCCCUCCUGUUUCCAGCGCCUCUAACGACCCAGUGGGAUCCUACUCCAUCAACGGGAUCCUGGGGAUCCCUCGCUCCAACGGUGAGAAGAGGAAACGCGAGGAAGAUGUAUCUGAGGGCUCUGUCCCUAAUGGAGACUCCCAGAGUGGUGUGGACAGUUUGCGGAAGCACCUGCGAGCCGACACCUUCACCCAGCAGCAGCUGGAAGCUCUGGAUCGAGUCUUUGAGCGUCCUUCCUAUCCCGAUGUCUUCCAGGCAUCAGAGCACAUCAAAUCAGAACAGGGGAAUGAAUACUCUCUCCCAGCCCUGACCCCUGGGCUUGAUGAAGUCAAGUCCAGUCUAUCUGCAUCCGCCAACCCUGAGCUGGGCAGCAAUGUGUCAGGCACACAGACGUACCCCGUUGUGACCGGUCGUGAUAUGACGAGCACCACUCUACCUGGUUACCCCCCUCAUGUGCCCCCCACUGGCCAGGGAAGCUACCCUACCUCCACCCUGGCAGGAAUGGUGCCUGGGAGCGAGUUCUCAGGCAACCCAUACAGCCAUCCCCAGUACACCGCCUACAAUGAGGCUUGGAGAUUCAGCAACCCCGCCUUACUAAGUUCCCCUUAUUAUUAUAGUGCCGCCCCCCGGGGCUCCGCCCCUGCCGCUGCUGCCGCUGCCUAUGACCGCCACUAGUUACCGCGGGGACCACAUCAAGCUUCAGGCAGACAGCUUCGGCCUCCACAUCGUCCCCGUCUGACCGCCCACCCCAGAGGGAGGGAGGACCGAAGCGACGCGCUGCCUCUCGGCCACCGUCCCUGUCCCACCCCCACCUCGAGACAUCCUCCCCCAAGUCCCGCAGCCCUUCUCAUCACCCUGUCGUUGGCCAGACAGGACAGGUGGAGCCGCGGGUGGGACCCUCAGGCCCCAGCCCUGCCCGUCGCCCCUCCCCGCCUGCCUGGACUGCGGCGCCGAUCGGAAGCCCGCCCGCCUCUGGCCCGCGCGCCGUUUCUGUGACACACAAUCAGCGUGGCCCACCCGGGGGCAGCCCACUUCGGACGCCCGGGAGUCUGGAGGCUUCGCUGGAGAAGCUGAGCAAGGGAAGCUAAGGAAAGGACUUUGUGCUGAAGGAGGAGCCGCCGGGGAGACCCGGGGUGGGGGGGAAUCCUGCCCCAUCCCCCCUGUGCCUGCCAAGCUGACCCCGCCUUCUGUCUGCGCCCCGCCCCAGACGGUGGCACUGGGACGCAAGGGUCGGACUCGAGGGACAGCGUUUGGGGUGACAGCGUUUUCCAAGGCUGGUACCCAAGGCGAGCAGACGCCAACUGAGCUCAUCUACCUGAACUGCUUAGUUCCCUUGGGCCUGCGAUCUCCUCCUGCAGUGACUCUCCUCUCGGCCCCGCCUUGCCCUUACGUCAGCGCCUCUUCCACCUGCUGGCCUCUCACUUUUCCCUCCUGUACUUCCUCGGCUCAUCCCACGACACCUUGUGUUUGGUCUCAAGCACGCAGCCACGUCGGGGCCACCGCGGGAACCGUGUCCUCAGGCUGCGAGCAUUGAUCUUUUCCCAUCAGUAAUGCGCUGCCCACCCCCACCCUCCCAUCCCAAACUCCCAACCUGCGUGCGCAAGGAGCCUGGAAGGAACUGACGACCGAGCCGCCCCAGAUGAAAACCCGGGGCUCCCCGCCCCAUUCCCCCCAAGCACCCCCUCCCCAGCCUUCCCUUGGGCAGGAGCUGAACAGAGCCUCAAAA
Mus caroli (Ryukyu mouse) is the source of this 2653-nucleotide messenger RNA. RefSeq names its product paired box 2 (gene Pax2). Lineage: Eukaryota; Metazoa; Chordata; Mammalia; Rodentia; Muridae. The record is from RefSeq and is a predicted model, not a curated record. Gene Ontology annotation, molecular function: DNA-binding transcription factor activity, RNA polymerase II-specific; RNA polymerase II cis-regulatory region sequence-specific DNA binding. Gene Ontology annotation, biological process: regulation of transcription by RNA polymerase II; anatomical structure development.